CAGCAUCUCUCACUCUCAGGCCACCACUAGAUGAUGCGUUUUUGGUGUUGAUUAUUAGUUUUUUUAAAGUUUACUUGCGGAAUCUGUCCAGUUAAACGUAAAUUUUAACCGAUUUUUACAACUGUUUACAAACCAAAAAAGCGGAAACCGUACACAGUUGAAUGUAGUGUUAUAGUGUCUUCGAGUUUGCGAAGGGCCCGGAAUUAAAAUGAGCACUCCGACCAAUUGGCUGACAUGCCGAACCUGCUGCAAAAAGGAGCGGGCUAAACACAUUCCUGUAGAUGCCAUCGAUCAGAAUGGCCUACCGAUUGCGGAGAUGAUCUAUCAGAUUACAGAUAUUAUGGUAACGCUGGAUUCGCAUCUACCGCAGCAAAUCUGCCCAGCUUGUUUGGAUGAACUCCGGAUGGCACACAACUUCCGGCAGAGAUGUAUUAAUUCCAACACGACCUUGAGCAGGCAAAUUCCGAAAUUGAGUGUAGUCAAUCCCCUACGUAGCGAUGCGCAACUAGCGCUGAUGGUGAAGGAGGAACAUUUUGAUACAGAGUUGGAAGCGGAGGAAGAAAGCCUUUACAAUUUGAUUACGCCUGAAGUCCAAAAGCCGGUUGAGAUUCCGCAACAGGUUGGAGAGUACCUGAAUAAAACCACGACGCCAAUGAAAGGCCGGACUGUUAAAAGAAAUCAACGUACCCUGCAAUCGAUCGCAAAUGAACACAUCAGAUUAGUCAAUAAGAGAUAUGCUUGCGCCAUAAACGAUGACAUCGAAUGCGGGUAUGCCCAGAAGAAAUAUGAUCCCAACAAUUUCGUUCGCCAUUUUCGAUCGAAGCACAGACAAUCCGCCCUGAAACUAGGCCUGCUGAUCGAUUCCGGGGAGGAGGAAAACCCGGAGAAAAAGCUAAGAAUCAUUUCGAAGCAGGUGAUAGAGAUGGAUGCGAAGCAUUUGAUCGAAACCAGCAUCAAGUUGGUCACCUUUCACAAUCUACCGUUGAAGUGCUUUGAGUGGGAAGGGUUCCAAGGUAUUUACAAACCGUUGAUGGAACCGAUGGGAUUGGUAAUAAAGAGCGAAGGAAUCGUCCGAUGCAUACGCAGUACUGUUGAACUGAUGAUUGCUCGAAUACGCAAGGAAAUAAGCUUAAAGCUUUUGUCGAUUCUGGUUGACUCCGCUGUACGCCAUGGACAGCAUGUUCUGACAGUGAGUUCUCAGUUCGAACUUCAUCAUGUCGUUGAGACACGGGUGCUAGGCAUAAUCUGGGUAAAGGCCGGUCAGACCGCUAAGCAGCUGAAAUGGAAGGUGGAGGAAAUUCUGAAUCUGUAUGAAAUAUCAAACGGGCAGAUUUUCGCUAUCAUUGUGGAAAAUGGAACCAACAUGCUUACCACGGCGAAGAAGCUGCAUAAAAGUUUUCGGGAUACCGCACGGGAUAACGUCGGCGAAGACACCGAUGGCAGCGAAAUGGACAAAGUGGACGAACUAUUAGAAGCCUUGUCGGCCGAGCUCCGAGAGCAGUUCAAUGUCAUACGGGGCCCGAUCCGGAAUCUACAUCUCGCACUGAACGACGUGCUGCCCGAUACCGAUCAGAACAUUUUUCGUUUCAACAGAUUUGCUCGCGACCUGCGUGACACCAAGUAUGACGAUUUUUUCCAUAGCAAGAAGGAAUCCUACCCGCCGGUAUGUACCGGGAACCGCUGGACCUCCAAGUACAAACUGAUUCGAAGCAUCUUCAAACAGAAGCAUUUGUUCACCGAACUUGCUCAGAAGAAUCCAGAAAUUGUCUUGCACGACCACGAGUGGCAGUACGUGCAGGAGUUCAUCGAUGCUUUCCAACCGCUGUACGACAUCACGAAACGGAUUCAGAAAAAGCAUCACCCCUUUUCCGAGUUCUACAUGCAGUGGCUGAUGGCGAUCAAGGAGCUCCGCAACAAGACGAAUAAUCGCUUCUCGAAACCGUUGACCGAGUCGCUCACCAAACGGGUGACGGUGCUGCGGGAGAACAUGGCCUUCAAGGCGUGCAUGUACGUGGACCCGCGCUUCAACUACUGCGAGUCGGUCGUGUUUACGCUGGAGCAACGGGACGAGAUGAAGCGAAAUCAAACACCGGAAUCGGAAUCGAUACAAUCUGAUGAGCGCAUCGCAAUGAAUGCUACAAAAGUGCAAUCUCUAUGCCGAACGUGCAGGAAGGAGCAGAAAAGUGACGCAUCCCAGAUUCCGAUCGAGGCGCAGGAUCUAAAUGGCAAAUGCAUUGCCGAUAUGAUUUACGAGCUUACGGAUAUUAUGGUCACCUUCGAUCGUCAUCUGCCGCAGCAUAUCUGUCCACAGUGCUUGGAGGAACUUCAAGCGGCAUACGGCUUCCGCCAAAAGUGUAUCGAUUCGAAUACCAUCCUGAGUAAGUUGGUUCCGAGUCUGACGGCAUCUCCCAACGAUGCAAAUAGUUUGCUGUUGGUGAAGGCCGAAUCUUGCGAUCUGGAUCAGACGGAUACCGACGACGAUAGCCUUUACGAUCUGGUUGAGCAAAACGUAAAUAUGAGUAAGGAAAAAUCCUCGAAUCAACCGAAAAAAAUUGUCAGAGCCCCUAGGACUCCGAUUGCUAAGCAGACGGAUCAGAGCGCAGCUCAGUCAUACUCGAGAAAUAAGAAACGGCAAUUCCGUCAAAUUGUCCGCGAAUGCAUGGAGACAGAUGGUAAAGCUUAUUAUUGCGCCAUAGAAAAGUCCACAGGUUGUAGAUACAGUCAGGAUUGUGUGAAGAUAGAUCUGGGUAACUUCAUUAGACAUUGUCGUUCGCAGCAUCCGGAAGCUGCUAUGCGCAAUGGUCUCGUGAUUCUUGAGGAAGGUUCCGUUUUGGAGCCGAAGAAAAUGCGACUGACCAAACAGCAAAAGUAUGACCAGGAUCAGUGGCAUCUGAUGGAAGCUUGCGUCAAAUUGGUGGCCAUGCAUAACCUACCGGUGCGCUGUUUCGAAUGGGACGGAUUACGCAUCCUACUGCAACCGUUAGCUCAAUCGUUAGAAUUUCAAAUAAACAGUGCGAAUGUCCUCGACUGGACCCACAUGACAGUGGAGCAUCUGAUGGAUCGAAUUCGUAGCGAGAUGAGUAACAGGCUGGUAUCGGUGAAAGUCGAUUCCGCUAGGCAUCACGGCCAACAUUGUCUGACCGUGAGUGCUCAGUUUGAACACUAUCAUACCAUAGUAAUGCGGGUGCUUGGCGUGAUUCGAGUCACCAAGGGACUGACUGAUAAGCAACUGAGCGCUAUGGUAUUGGAACUUCUAAACAGGUACAAUCUUUCGAAUGAGCAGAUAUUCGCAUUGGUUGUCGGUAAUGAAGCGAGUGUGCUUGCUGUGGGUGGUAAGCUACAGAAGGCAUUCGCUGAUACUGUGUCCGAUAUUGGUGAAUGGGACGUGGACACUAGUGAGGAAGCUGACAAUGUUGAAACACUGCUAGAUGUGCUUUCGACAGAACUUCGAGGACAAUUCAAUGCUAUUCGAGGUGCAGUUUGCAAUCUGCAACAGAUCAUAAGUAAUGUUGUUUCGGAUUUCGAUACCAAUAUCGAUCGAAUUCAGCGGUUCGUUAGAGACGUAAACGAUCCCAAAUAUACAGAGUUUUUCGAAACGAAAAAGGCGUCCCCGCCACCGCUGUGUUGCCCUAAUCAAUGGGAUGUCCAGUACGAUAUAGCUCGAAGCAUCAUCCAGCAGGAAAAGUUCUACGUCGCGCUCUGCCGGAAGUAUCCGAAACUCGCCUUGAACGAGAGUGACUGGAAAUUUCUACGGGACUACAAUGAUGCCUUUCUUCCUUUGCACGAGAUGAUUGAGCUAGUUCAGGGAGAGCAUCCUCCACCGUUCUCCGAGUUCUACAUGCGCUGGCUACUGGCCAUCAAGGAUGUACGCGGUAAAACGGACAAUCAAUUUUCGGCACCACUGGUUGAAUCCUUGACCAAGCGAUUGGUGUUACUCAAGGAGAACAUGGUCUACAAGGCAGCUAUUUACUUGGAUCCGCGAUUUAAUUACCUACGGUCGGUCGUGUUUACCGCCGAACAGAAAGAAGAAAUACAGAACUACAUUGUCAGCAUCUGGAACCGCAUUCAGAACCUUAAACCGGGCAUGGGCACAGAUUUGGCCAAUGUUGAAGAAAUGAAGCAAGAGGACAAAAAGGACGACAUGGACGAUUUCCUCACGGAAAUGUUCGGAGGCCCAUCCGAAGGAUCGUCCAAAUCGUUGCCGAUCACUCUCACCAGCAGUGUCACACCGAUUCUUCAUCAGCUCAAGAGUCUGGAAAUUGAACCCCGCCAGUCGCAUACCUACGACGUUUGGAAACAUUGGUUGCUGCGUGCCGACAGCCAUCCGGAGCUGUUUGCCGUGGCCAUGGUUGUCCUAUCGCUCCCCUCCAACAACGUCAACCUGGAACGGGCUUUCAGUGCGCUGGUUCUGUCCGAUCGAAGAGACGGACUCUCGGAGAAAAAACUGGAGGAGCUGCUGUUGGUGAGAUUGAAUCGCAAUCUGUUUGAGAAAGUCGUACUGUCGAUGGGCGAUUGGAAACAGGUUCUGGGAUCGUAAAAGUACGGUAAUGGCAAUCUUGGGAUUGAUUUUUCAUAUUAAAUAUGAAUAUUUAUGCUUCUGACGAAACUUUGAAU
Molecule: messenger RNA, 4614 nt
Organism: Ochlerotatus camptorhynchus
Lineage: Eukaryota; Metazoa; Arthropoda; Insecta; Diptera; Culicidae
Exons: 6
Coding region: 209-4537 (1442 amino acids)
Biological process (GO): regulation of transcription by RNA polymerase II
Cellular component (GO): nucleus
Molecular function (GO): protein dimerization activity; zinc ion binding
Source: RefSeq, a predicted model, not a curated record